UGGUAGUACGUCGCGAUCGAAUUUUGACGAACAAGCAGAGCAGCAUAAAAUUCAGCACAGGUGCUCCAUUGUUCAGCUAUAAAAAAAGGAGCAUAUGCUUGUAAGCCGGGUAACUAGCGAUUGUAAUCAAGCAUCCAGAAUCAAUCUGCUGGAGGUGAUGGAACGCGGAUCACCCGACAUCUCCUGGCUGGCGGCGUUGGCGUCCUUGUUGGCGCGUUUCUGCAAGGGUUCCCGCGCCGAGGGUGACGACGGCGACGACGACGGACCGGCCGCCGCCGGCGACCACGGCGCGACGCCGCGGCAGAUGGCUUCGGCUUCUGCCAAACACUUCUCCAGUGCUCACAAGAUAAAGUUCUGCUAGAAUCGUACUAACAGUUUUGUUUAUUGAAUCCUUUUUACCCUAAUACAAUAACUGCUUCAGCAGCUUGAUUGUCUGGUUGGUCUAUCUGAACUACCCUGCAUGAGAGGCCAAGUGUAAAUCUAUGAAAAAUGAUAGGGGCGGCCAAGGCCUUUCAAUUCCCGGUGCCUCACGUGCCGGCACCCUUGGCCAUGAAGGCGACAACUCACCCCGAAAGCCCCAAACUCACAUGCUUCUCCCCUAAAAAACAGAUCCAUGUUUCAUAAUCCAACCGAAAAGGCAAACGCUGCCCAAAUCCUCAACGUGCUCCUCCAUCUCGGGCUCUCGGCCUUAGCUAAGCCAGCUACUGCUGAUACCUGUUACUCCGCUUUGUAAUUUUGUUACUGCAGAGACAUGAUGCAGCGAACAGAGCAGGUGCGACGUACUGUACUGGCACUGUAGCAGCAUGGUAAUAACUUGGCGGUGGCUAUGGCGUUGGAUCGAUGCGUUGGCCACGUGAUCGAUGCUCUCAGAUCUGAGUGACGAUCGAGCACUGCGGGAGGAUAUCUUAAUCGGGAGUUAAUUUAAUCGCGGGCCGGAGUUGUUUACUGAUCCCUAAACGGAUUCCUCAGCUUUGCAGUUCUGCAGAGGGAAUGUUCUGAUCAGAGCAGAACAGAGGAGAGGACAGGAGAGGCACGUCCACCGAUCACGCACUGCCUGCCUGCGCUGUCAAUGAUGGGAUCAAAUCAUUUCGAUCGGGAUCGAUCUAAUCUAAAGAACUACUAAUCCGGCCGGCAUGCACAAGGUAACUACUCGCCAUUAGCCCUUGGACGUUUUCUUAUGUCUCGGAGCGAAACGGCCACGAAGCUUCGUGGGUUAUGCGGGACACAUGCUCCUUGUCGUUUUUUGGGCGCAACGACUUUGAGAGCUUAAGCUAAAGCUCUUCUUCUAUCUCCUAAUCAAUUUCAAAUCCUAAUUGUCGGAUGCUCACGCCGAGUCGGUUCACGAGAACCCUAACCUGCAACGCCGGUCACUCUCACUUCCCGGCUCAGAUUUGCCACACAGAUGAUUUGACAGUCUCGCCAAUUCGCCGUACGUGUUUCGCUUUCGAGCUAGCCGCGUCGUCGGGUUCAUGCACCGCCCCACGCAUCGACCGAUCGAUCGAUCGGUCGCGUACCGACGGGGACACGGGGUCCAUCCACGUAGAUCGUAGACGCAUCCCCACACACCGCGGGGCACGUGCACCACGGCACGUACUACGCGCGACCAAUCGAUCCAGGCAAUUACGGGUGAGUGUGACAUGGCCGUGCCCCGUGCACCGGUCCACGAACGCAGCAACACAACGCCCGGUGGUCGCGCGCGCGGGCCGGGAUCCCGAUCGAUCUCCCGUCCGUUUCGGCGAGCGCGUGGCAUGUCGCGCACGGUAGAUCGAUCGAUCGAUUCGACGCGCGCGCGCCUUCGGUUGGAGGCUGUAAAGGCGGCCCCCGUCCGCUGGCGCUGGGUGCGGCGGCGCUGGAAAUGCACCCGCGGCAUGAGUCCGUGCCACUGCCUGCCGGUGGCGCGCGCGCGCGUGGCGGCGGCGAGGCAAGCGUAGCUAGCAAACUGCUCGGGAAGGGCAGAAGGCCAGGUGUCGCGUGCGCCGCCGUCGGCGUGCAUGCGCGCGCAAAGGGCGGGGGUGGAAACGGCAGGAAAGCGCGAGGCCCCCACCCCGCAACACCGCCUCGCGCCACCGGCGGAGCACGUGAGCUGCUUAUAGCUAGCUAAGUAGCCUCUCCUUUUCCUUCUUUCGCUUCUACCUGCUGCCUCGUUUAUCCGAAGUUGGCAUUUGCUCUCCUCGGUUAAAAGUUGAUGUAUCCGCUGUCCCGCAAUUAGCGGUAACCGAUCGGUAGCUUUGCUGUCUCGUCGGUCAUCAAAAGGUUGGCCAUCACAGAUAUAUCGAUCAAAACUACCGUGCGCAAUACUUAAUUACUUUGCCGACGUACAUAUGUAGCUUUAACUAAACAACUACCCCUAUCUUAUAUUAUGAAACUUCUGCAGGUGACAUGCAAUGCUUUCGCAUCUGCCGGGAAACUAUUCUAAUUUCUCGAGGGGAUGUUCUCUUGUUUGCUUAAAAACCAUCUAAACGGUUAUGAAAAAUUCUGGAAAAAUUUGACAACAUCCAUACAACACAUAUAUGCAACUCAACUAAAUCUUAAGUCCAAACUCAACUCACACGUCGAGAUAUAAAAAAGACAAAUUCAGCCUAUGAAUAGUAGCGUACUGUUUAUAUCUAAAUUUGUCUUUUUUGUUUCUCGAUGUGUAGAUCGAAUUUGAACAUGAAUUUUGGUGGACUUGUAGGCAUCAUUAUACUCUAUAUUGUCAUUUUUUUUUUAGAAUUUUUUGCAACUAUUUGCAUCAAAUUUGAAAGAAAAAGGUAUACGGGGGAUAUCCCCUCGAGGGAUUAGAAUCCACUCCCUGUAUAGUAUGAUGAUGCAAAGGGAGACGUGGAUGUGAGAGAGUAUAAUCUAACCAUGAAACGUUUGUUAUAUCAAAGGUACAAAGUAUAAUACUACCAGCCAGACAGGCAGGGAGGCGGCAGGCAGCAGGGCUUACCUCCCUAGCUUAUUUGUUAUAUCAUUAUCAGUCUCCUAUCCUUCUCGACUCUCUCUUAGCCGACUAUAAUAAGGUCCGAGUGGACAACCGAAUUCGCUACAUUCCAUCAGUGUACUGCCCAGCGGCAAGAUCCAGGCGCCAUCUUUCUGCUGCAACGGCAGGCCGCUCGGCUUGGCAGCAGCGUCGACAGAUCUCCAGUGUCCUGUGUCCCGGGCGCCAAUGCAGCUUUUCCAAGGAGAGGAGCCGGCUCAUGACUUCCUCUCGCUCCGCGCCGGCGGCGGCUCGUCGUCGCCGCCGUUCCAGCACCGGGAGGAGCAGCAUUCCAGCCAUUCAUCGCGAGGAUACGGUAUGGAGAUCCGCAGAUCACUGAGGCCACUGGACCUGGCCAAGCAGCGCGGCCGCAGCAGCGGCAAUGGCACGGCGGCGGGGAGUGCCGUCGACGGCGCGUCGCCGGCAGGUUCGGACUCGGAGGAGCACGUGCUACCGGGCGGCGUCGGGACGUUCAGCAUCAGGCACGCGUCCGGUACUCCGUCGAGAGAAGAGGCCGGUAGCCAUGGCGGCGUCAGGAGGAGUGCGUUCGCAUUUGCACCUGCGCUUCAUGGCGCCAGGAUGGAGAAUGCACAUGAAACAGGAGGAAGAUCUGGGAGUAGGGCUCACCGUGCGCCGUCGACGAUGUGGCAAGAUUCUGCCAUUGAUCAAAGAUCCAUAGGCCAGACACCAUAUGAAGCAACAAGAGCAGAGGGAAGAAGUAGCGCCAGCAGCGCCGAUCAGGGACCCAGCACUCCGAGAUCAAAGCAUUCAGCAACUGAGCAGAGAAGGAGGACCAAGAUAAAUGACAGGCUUGAAAUACUUCGUGAACUCCUGCCACACACUGAUCAGAAGAGAGACAAAGCUUCUUUCCUUUCGGAGGUUAUUGAAUACAUAAGGUUUUUGCAAGAGAAAGUCCAAAAGUAUGAGGAAGCCGAUCCAGAAAGGAAUCACGAGGAUUCCAAAUCCAUGCCAUGGGCAAAAGUCUACUAUAGAUCAUGCUGGAGAAACACAAAGAACACCAGUCAAGUCCAGGGGGAAGAUUUGUCACCAUCCACACAGGACAUGAACAACGAACAGUACGGUCCCAAGCACAUAUCGGCAGCACAACCUGCUCUCUUCAACACACAGAGUGUAACCAGUACAACCACCAGUUCCUCCCACAUGGCAACAGGCACACCACAAAAUUUGGAAAAGAACAGCACACCCAGCAAUCAGCCACCAUGGCUGAGCAUGUCAACAAUGCGCCAAGAGUCUGAACCAGGCAACAAAAUGCCGAACAAGCAUGAGAAACAGACCCUUCACGAUGAAAACCAUAGUAUUUCUAGCGCUUACUCUCAAGGAUUAUUCAACAGAUUGACAGAAGCUCUUAAAAAGUCAGGACUAGAUCCAUCUCAAGCUAAUAUAGCUGUAGAGAUCAACCUGGCCAAACGAGCAAGAGAUAAUACUAGUGACAACUCAAAGAUCAAUGAAGAUGAAGAGCCCAUCCAAAUAACCAAGAGGCGGUGCAAUAAAAGCUAGAACUUUUUCUCCAAACUAGAAAAUUCAGACAUCAUCAAGUUCAGACAAUAACUUGGUAGCAGCAACCACAAUCCCCAAUUGAUGCAAUUAUUUUAUUUAUAUUGCAACAACAAUUAACUAACCUAAGCAUCCAUUCAUAUACCAUUGAAGCUCCUUCAGGGGAGGUCUUGAGGACACUCCCCAAUUUCUCAUUCAUCAUCUGUAAAUGUAGUCCAGAAUUCCAUAUUCUAUAGCGAGUAUAUGUAUUGCUAUCUCUAAAAAUUCCCAAUUCAACUCAUUCGUUCAUACACUUGAUUGUAAAUUUUGUAAUGCCAUUGUACCAACCUUCCGUAACUCCAUUCAUUAAAUUGGUUACUACAGCUGUAAAUAAUCACUGUACUAAACUGAACUUGUGAAUUUGCGAUCUACUAACAUCAAUGAGGCAUCGAGAUGGAUGUGUAUAUCA
Molecule: messenger RNA, 4922 nt
Organism: Oryza sativa Japonica Group (Japanese rice)
Lineage: Eukaryota; Viridiplantae; Streptophyta; Magnoliopsida; Poales; Poaceae
Source: RefSeq, a predicted model, not a curated record